UAUCCAGUGGCUCAUUAUCCAAUGAUCUCACUUUACUACAAAAGAAGAAUUAUCUAACCUCAAACAUUUCAAAAUAUAACCUAUAAAAAUUUUGAUUUUAUUUUAGUAAACACAUGAAAAUACAUACAGAAUGAAAACGUUUGAAAUUGUUGCUGGUACAUACGAAGAGUUUUUAAUAGGAUAUGAGUUUUUUGAAAAAGACUCACAGCUGGUUCAAAGCUUUGCUUCUCAUGAUCACAGUGCUAGUAUACGUUCCCUAACCAGGUGUGACCACUAUGUCGCUUCAGGAGGUGCAGAUGAUCGUAUAAUUAUAUAUGACUUUAGAAUGCGAAAAGAACAUUGCAUGUUAUCACAUCAUAGUUCUACAGUUACAUGUUUAGAUUUUACUCCUAACCAUUCGCACAUACUUUCGGGCAGUCAAGAUGGGUUGUUAGCCAUCACACGAGUAGGCAAUUGGCAGGUUGAAAAACUAUGGGACAAAGCUCACAAAGGCUCAGCAAUAAUAGACAUUGCAGUACACCCAACUGGAAAGUUGGCUUUGACUUUAGGAGAUGAUUGUACAUUAAGAACAUGGAAUUUGGUAAAAGGGCGUCAAGCUUACGCAGUCAACUUAAAAAGCAAAAGUAAAGAUCCAAAAAGUAUAUUUAAAAUAUGCUGGGCUGCUGAUGGAGUUAGGUUUAUACUUUAUGGUGGAAAAUACACAGAAAUAUGGGGCACUGAAUCUGGAGGUAUACUCCAAGUGAUAGAACACGAUGUUAAAGUUAGCAGUUGUAUUUGGUAUUCAGACAAAAAAAUACUAGUUGGUUAUGAAGAUGGAAAUAUAAGUUUAGUUAAAUUAUCUUCAUUGAAAAAGACUACAAAUAAAGUCCAUAAAGACAGAGUUAAAGUUUUAGCUAAAUUUGAAGAUUGGAUCAUAUCGGGUUCAAGCAGUGGUGAAAUAAAAGUCUGUAAUAAAGCUCUGGAAGAAGUUAGUAAAAUAACUGCCGGGUGUAGAAUUACAUCUAUGGUUAUAAUACCUCCGAUUCAAAUUAAAAAAGAAGAUGAAGUGGCUGAAGCUGAAACUGUAGAAAUUGAAGAUGUGGAAGAACCAAUUAAAAAAUCGAAGAAGAAAAAGAGGACUUCACAAAUUGUUGAUGAAAGCAGUAUACAACAAGUUGAAGAAAAUACUUCACCAGCCAAAAAGAAAAAGAAAAUAAAGUUUAGUAAAAACAGUUAAUUUAAUAUUAUUUUUGUUAAUAUGUUUAAGUAAAAAUAAAAGUGAAUUAUUUUUUUUCUAAUAA
Molecule: messenger RNA, 1280 nt
Organism: Diabrotica virgifera virgifera (western corn rootworm)
Lineage: Eukaryota; Metazoa; Arthropoda; Insecta; Coleoptera; Chrysomelidae
Product: p21-activated protein kinase-interacting protein 1-like
Exons: 3
Coding region: 131-1216 (361 amino acids)
Molecular function (GO): protein binding
Source: RefSeq, a predicted model, not a curated record